AUGCCAUCCAACUUUAAUCCAGCCCUAAUAGCUACCCAGAAGGUCGAUCCAGGUCCUGGAUCUGCUUCCCAAGCUGGUGACGCAAAAAUUAAUACUUCUGGCCAAGUAGUUCCUGAAAUUUUCGAUCACUCUAUGAUGGAUUAUCCAGCAACCAUCCCUGAGCAGUCUAAUGAAGCUGCUCCAUAUCAUAAUACAGUAGCAGACACGGUAUCUUGUCUAGCAACUGGAAAAGGAUUAGAACGUCUGCCAGUAAAGCCAAACACAUUCACCGUUCCAGACUGGAGUGAUAGUGAAUCGUCGAACGAAGGCGCCGCUCCUCCUCCUCCACUUCCCCCCUCUACUACCACGUCUGUUUCUCUCCCAGAAGAGACUACUGCUACUGUUUCCAACAAUCCUCUAGCUCCCUCCGCCGAGAAUGUUAGGAUGACCUUUACUGGAGGUGCCUCUGCAGAUGUAUCUGUAAUUGGUGAGGUCCCAGGUGCAGCAGAAGAGCUUUCUGGAGUCAUUUCUGCGGGGAAUUUCGGGGAAUUGCCGUCGCCAUCUGCACAAAAAAGGGAUAUGCUUGCAGCUUUCCAGGAGGCUCUCGCCUUUGGCUCUCGCUUGAGCAGAAUAGAAGAAGAACCCCCUGAAGAUAGCGCUCAAAAAUUUCCCCACGGCGACUCUGUUCAAGUAAAACACGCAACCUCUAAAAAACGAGACGAAAAAGCCGUGCGGUUUCUCAUGGAGGAUUCCAUUACGGAAAAAGACUUUAUUUCGCACCUUUCAAAUCCACCUGUGGAAGCCCGUGGUACGGAACGACUCGGUUUUUUGACAGCCUAUACAGAGUUGGCUAAUAAAUUCGAAGAAAUCGAAGAAACAUACACAAUAAACCAACCAGAAGCCUCCCAUUCCAGCUCAACUCUUUCCUCUCCACCAACAGACUUGGAUACUCCUAUUAUUCCUCAACCUCUACCUCCACCUCCAACCGUACAUCGUCGAAGCGGGCGAGAACGACGAGCUCCAGAGAGAUACGAUGCCGACCACGAGCCCAUUCAGGUGAAAAGAAAGAUCAAAUCUGACAGAGCGCCUAAGAAUAAGGCCAUACCCAACCCCAAACCCACAGUAAAGAAACACGAAAGAAGCCCGAUUCGGAAGAAGAAACCUACAAAGAAAGGAUGUGGUGCUCGACGAUCAGCACCCAAAUCUAAAUCUAUUCCUCAACAGACUGUUUCUGUGAGCAGUAGGGGAAGGGUGCGGCUACCCACUGUGAGGUAUACUCCUUGAAGUGAUUUGUGUAGUACAUGUACCCAGGAAAUUUUGUGGCUCUGUUUUUUUUUUUUUCUCCUGUCGAUAUUUGUGUUAAAAUUUUCAUAAAUCUAUCGAAUAUCGUUAAUAGAAGUACGUUUUUCUGUGAAUCGAGAUUUAAAUAAAAUGGAAUUUCG
Talaromyces proteolyticus is the source of this 1421-nucleotide messenger RNA. RefSeq lists its product as uncharacterized. The record is from RefSeq and is a predicted model, not a curated record. The transcript has a single exon. Bases 1 to 1263 code for a protein of 420 amino acids. NCBI's taxonomy places the organism in Eukaryota, Fungi, Ascomycota, Eurotiomycetes, Eurotiales, Trichocomaceae.